Messenger RNA from Antechinus flavipes (yellow-footed antechinus), 2944 nucleotides. RefSeq names its product intraflagellar transport 74 (gene IFT74). Gene Ontology annotation, cellular component: centrosome; intraciliary transport particle B; cilium. Lineage: Eukaryota; Metazoa; Chordata; Mammalia; Dasyuromorphia; Dasyuridae. Gene Ontology annotation, biological process: intraciliary transport involved in cilium assembly; cilium assembly. The transcript has 20 exons. Gene Ontology annotation, molecular function: beta-tubulin binding. The record is from RefSeq and is a predicted model, not a curated record. Bases 268 to 2163 code for a protein of 631 amino acids.
UCGGGCUGUUUUUCUGGUUGCCUGGAUACAGGCUCUGGCCCCUAGGGCUUCUGGGUUGUUGAAAGUCUUUGUAGCUGUUCCGCGGGACUCUACGCGCAGAAACUGUGCUGGGGGUGAGUGGAGGAGGAAUGAGUCAAAGGAGCAACGCUCUAGUCCCCUCAAUUCACUAAGGCCAUAACUCCUGGAUCUGAGAAAGAGAAAACAUUAGAAUUCUGAAGAGAUACUUUUUUCUUCUUCCUCUAUAGAAUUGGUUAAAGUGAAUAAGAGAUGGCCAGUAAUCACAAACCCCCUUCUGCUCGCCCUAUUUCACGAGGAGGAAUUGGGUUGACAGGAAGACCUCCUUCAGGAAUAAGACCUCCAUCAGCAGGUGUUCGAGUGGCAACUGGAAUGCCACCUGGUACGUCAAGACCUGCCUCUAGAAGUGGUACCAUGGGACCUGGAGGAGUACUGUCUUCUCAAAUCAAAGUUGCAGACCGUCCAGUAACACAGCAAGGUUUAAGUGGAAUGAAAACUGGAAUGAAAGGUCCCCAGAGGCAGAUUUUGGAUAAAUCUUACUAUCUUGGACUACUUAGAAGCAAAAUAAGCGAACUCACAACUGAAAUUAAUAAGCUCCAAAAGGAAAUAGAAAUGUAUAACCAAGAGAAUUCAGUGUAUUUGUCUUAUGAAAAGAGGGCAGAAACUUUAGCUGUUGAAAUCAAAGAAUUUCAAGGACAACUUGCAGACUACAAUAUGUUAGUGGAUAAACUCAACACCAAUACAGAAAUGGAAGAAGUAAUGAAUGAUUACAACAUGCUGAAAGCUCAAAAUGAUAGAGAAACCCAAAGUAUGGACAUAAUAUUUACAGAAAGACAAGCGAAAGAAAAACAAAUUAGGCGGGUAGAAGAGGAAAUUGAACAAGAAAAACAAGCAGCAGAUGGCAUUAUUAAAAAUAUGUCUCCUGAAAAACAAGUCAAGUAUAUAGAGAUGAAAACUACAAAUGAAAAAUUAUUACAGGAAUUAGAUACACUUCAGCAGGAAUUAGACUCAUUGAAUAUGAAGAAAGAAGGUCUGGAAACUGAAAUAGCGCAUUCCCAGGUAAAACAGGAGGCUGUACUUCUUUAUGAAAAACUUUAUGAAUUGGAGUCCCAUCGAGAUCAAAUGAUUGCAGAAGACAAAAGCAUGGGAUCCCCAAUGGAAGAGAGAGAGAGAUUACUUAAACAAGUUAAAGAAGAUAAUCAAGAAAUAGCAGGCAUGGAGAGACAGUUAACAGACAUAAAAGAAAAAAUUAACCAGUUUAACGAAGAAAUUCGGCAGCUUGAUAUGGAUUUAGAGGAGCAUCAAGGUGAAAUGAAUCAAAAAUACAAAGAGCUGAAGAAGAGAGAAGAAAACAUGGAUAACUUCAUUGAGACAUUCGAAGAAAUGAAGAAUCAAGAACUAGAACGGAAGUCACAGAUAGAAUCUAACAUUGUUGCACUAUUGGAGCACUGUAGCAGAAAUAUAAAUCAUAUGAAACAAAUAUCUUCUAUCACUAAUCAAGAACUGAAGAUGAUGCAAGAAGACCUCAAUUUCAAAUCUACUGAAAUGCAGAAAUCACAAAGUACUGCCAGAAAUUUAACUUCAGAUAGUCAACGUCUACAGUUGGAUUUACAGAAAAUGGAACUCCUAGAGAGUAAAAUGACAGAGGAACAAAGUUCUCUAAAAUCUAAAAUUCAGCAAAUGACAAAAGAUCUGGAGACAUACAGUGAUUUACCAGCUUUGAAAUCAUCAGGUGAAGAAAAGAAAAAGAAACUCCAGAAAGCAAGAACAGCAUUAUCAAAACGCAGAAACACAUAUAAGAAAGUAAUGGAGAAGCUAAAUUCUGAGUAUGAGACAUUAAAGACUCAAUUACAAGAGAAUGAGACUCAUUCUCAGGGUGUGUACCCCGGACCUUUACCCAAUGAAGCAGAACUCACACUCAAGGCCUCAACAUCCAUUCCCAAGAGUGAGCUGACUGAGAUCCAACCAGCCAAAGACCACAAGGGUCAAGUUAGACAAGACUUGUCUUUGGACAGACUUAUUGCCUAUACAAAUGGGACAUUGUGUGCAAGGUACAUUAUGAAGGGUCUCAAGAUUAAUGCAGACUCUUGUUUAUGCUGUUCCCUAGCAUUCUUGUUGCUAGGUUCCCUAGCAUUGGCUCAUCAUUAAAUGGAAGGGAGAGAGAGAUGUCUUUGGAAAUGAAGGUAUUUUCAGGGUGUAGUGAUGCAUAUCUAUAAACCUUACUACCAGAGAGGCUGCUGUUCAGAACUGGGAAUAUAGGAAAGAGAGAGGGGGUUGAAAGGAGUUGUGUAAGAAAGAACACUCAGAGUGAGACUGGGAGAUCCAGGUCUUUUUUUUUUUUUUUAAGAAAUGAAGUUGAUAUAAAACAAAAGGUAUAAAUUAAACAUUUUUAAAUACUAAGCAUUUUUAUACAAUGCUUUUGCUUAGAAAAACUACGUAUUUAUUUAAUAUGUCUCAUAAAGGAAAAGCCUGAUUCAUUGAAUAGAUUUUUUGAAAAAACAAUUUUAAUACUAUACCGGUCAAAUUGUUUUCUGAGGAAGCAGCCAUCAAUAUAAUAUUCACAUUAGCUUCCUGUUGAUGCUGAAAUUAUUGAAACAAAGCCAACAUUUCACCAGCCCUCUUAUAAUCUUCUCUUGGCAGCUCUCUUCUUAUCGCAACUUCUGUCUUUAAUCAGGCAACUCAGCUCUGGAAAUAAGGAAAUUUCUUCUAUAGAGCUGAACCUUUGACAGUGUUAGGAUGUACUAUCUUCUGUGGUAUUAAGACUUCACAAAUUCUAAAGAAGAGAUAUACAGGAUCAGACAAUACACUAAAUUAAAGAGCUAGCAAUGUAUUCUUUUUAAAAUCUCUUCUAGCUGAGUGACCUCAAGUUUCUCACUUUACCUGCUGAAGACUUUUUUCAUAUAAAAGAACAUAGAUAAAAUUAUUUCUA